Messenger RNA from Vicia villosa (hairy vetch), 1143 nucleotides. RefSeq lists its product as uncharacterized. The record is from RefSeq and is a predicted model, not a curated record. NCBI's taxonomy places the organism in Eukaryota, Viridiplantae, Streptophyta, Magnoliopsida, Fabales, Fabaceae. Bases 145 to 522 code for a protein of 125 amino acids. The transcript has 2 exons.
UAAUCCUACCCCCCAAUUAUUAUCCCAAAAACCUAACUAGAUGCUUCCGCACAAACUCAUUUAAGCAUAUACCUUCCCAUAACAAAAUCUCAUAUACAAUGGUAUAGAGUUGCAAGGAUCAAAAUCUCUAAUCGAGAAUCAACUAUGCCGAACAACAGAAAUGUUGCAGAUGGAGAAUUUCAUUAUUCAUCUACUCAAGAAUCAACAAACAUAGAUCCAGAUAAUUCAUAUGAUGAUAACAGUUUAGAUGAUGAUAAAGAAUCUUUGCAAAAGGCAAUGAUAAAUGCACUGUUUGCAUAUGCUGAAGCAUCUAAGGCUAAAUCAGAUUUUCUUUUAGCUGAAAAAAAGAGUGUAAAUCACAGUUGUUCAAUUACUAAGUGUGUGAAUGUUCUUAAUGAGAUUGAAGAUGUUAGCGACGACGUUUAUAUGAAAGCUGUGGAGAAAUUUAUGGAUCCUAAUUGGAGAGAAGUGUUUCUUGCUAUGUGUAUUGAUAGGAGAAAAGGAUGGUUAGUUAGAAUUUAGGGAAAUUAAUGUAAUGCAUUAUGUACUUAUUAUUGUGUUUAUGAUGAACAUGUAUGUGUUUUUGAGAUUUAUCAUGUAAUUUUGCUUGAAUUGGUUGAUUAUGCAAUGUGAAUGCUGUUGGCUCUGAGCUGCUAUUGCUGCAGCAGAAUGUGACUUGAAUGUAACAAAAGCGACAGACAGGCAACUCCUAACACCGAUCAAGAUUCUUUGUUUUCAGAUUUUUUUUUUGGUAGAAUUCAGGUAUCAUCUGCGCGCAACUGCAGAGACUAAUCUCUUGAGCCUGAUAGGACUGCAAUGGGUGGCAAAGAUUCUUUGUUUUCAGAUUUUAUAAUCAAACAGAAAAUUAAACUUUUAAUGAUCAAUUUUUCAAAGACGGAAAACACAGCUGCACAAAAGUUGGUAAUGCAGAGGUUGGGCUGCGUUGCGGUGCAGUUGCAGAAACUUCUGAUCAAUGCAUAAUGGAAUUUCACAAUCCGGUCUAAGCUUUAAAUUUUGAAGUUCAACAUUUCUCUUCUGUUAACAAAAAGUAAAUAAUGUUAUGAGAUAUGAAAAUAACUGAAAACUUCACCUUAUAAAGUAGGUACCCAAAGCCUGUUACAAAACCAUAUAGAUCAGUUUGAA